AUGGCGUCUUUUUUUAUCGUCUAAAACCGUUUUUUUUAUCGAGUAUUAGUGAAAUUGAGGUUGUAAUCGACAAAUAUUUUAUUAUUAAUAAUUACAAGCAAUAAGUGUUUAAGGUAAAGGAAAAAGAAAAAUAAAACGGAAGAAAUAAGGUAUAGUGUUAUACUUACAUUACUUCAUUUAACGAAGCUUCCGUAUUUAUGUUCGAAGAAGAGAAUGUAAUAUUGGCGGUUUUCACUCGUGUACGACUUCUUCAGGAUAUAGUCUUUGUAUUUAUCGUCUAAAACGAUUUAACUAUGGCGGUUGGUUCAACAAAAGUAGUACAAGUGACGAAUAUUGCACCCCAAGCAACUAAAGAUCAAAUGCAAACUUUAUUUGGUUACUUAGGAAAAAUAGAAGAUAUUAGAUUAUAUCCUACUAUAAGGGAUGUAGCAGUGCCCGUACAAUCACGUAUAUGUUAUGUUAAAUUUCAUGAUCAAGGAUGUGUUGCAGUUGCUCAACACAUGACAAAUACUGUUUUCAUUGACCGAGCUUUAAUAGUUAUUCCUUAUCAAAAUGGAGAUAUUCCAGACGAACAGAGAGCACUUGAAUUAACCAACAAUGGCACUGUUGUACCAGGUCUAUAUCCUUCUGAGCCAAAGCUUCCACCAAAUGUUGUAAAUGCAAUCGAAGGGAUUCCUCCGAAUCAUGUAAUUACAACAAUGGAUCCUAAAUUAGAAGCUCAUGGAUUACCACCUUAUCCACAUUUACCUGGCCAUUUGGAUAGUAGAAGAAUUGAGGAAAUAAGGAGAACAUUAGUGAUAGCCAAUUUAGAUGCUUCUACGACGGCUGAGCAAUUGCUUGAUUUUUUUAGCAAUAAUAAUGUUGAGAUUAAGUACUUACGCCUUUGUACAAGAGAUUCUGAUACAGAUCAUUACGCAUUAGUGGAACUCACAGAACAAGGAGCGGUGGUUUCUGCAUUAUUAUUAAAUGGAAAAACGCUCGGUGAUAGACAUAUUAAAAUUUAUCAUUCGACGCAAGCAAUAGCAAAACCAGAAGCAAAAAGUAAUGAAGCAGCUCAAAAAGAAAUAGAGGAAGCUAUGUCUCGUGUUAAAGAAGCUCACAAUUUGAUUUCUGCAGCGAUAGAUCCAAUGAUUGGUAUGCUCUCGAAAGACAAACGUAGUCGCAGUGGUUCACGUAGUAGAAAAUCGAGAUCUAGAUCGCGUGGUCGUAGUAGACGUUCAAGAUCACGAAAAAGAUCUCGUUCGCGACACCGACGUUCACGUUCGCGCCAUCGACGUAGAUCCAGGUCACGUUCAAAACGAUCUCGAUCUAAAGAACGUAGAAGAAAAUCACCAUCACGGAGAAGAAGUGGCUCUCGUAGUCGUCAUCGUUCUCGAUCACGAUCGAGACGAUCUAGAUCACGUAGAUCUCGAUCUAGAUCAAGAGAUCGUAGAAAAAGAUCACCAAGGCGCAGGAGUCGUUCUCAUUCUCGUAGUAAACGUUCUAAAUCUAAAUCUAGACGGUCAAGAUCUAAAUCUAAAUCUAGAACAUCUAAAUCGAAAUAUUCUGAUAAAUAUAAGGAUAAGGAUAAAGAUAGAGGUAAGGAUAAGUCUGAUAAUGGUAAAAAAAGUGACGGGGAUAAAGGUGACAAGGAAAAAAGCGAGAAGAAAUCCAAGGAUAAAAAAUCAGAUAAAGAAUCAAAGUCAGACGAAAAAAAUAGACUUACAGCUGAUAAUGAAAGUAAAGAUAAGGAAUCUGUAUCUUAAAUUUUUCAAAAAAUUUAAUUAACACGUAUCUUUAUUUUAUUAUUAUUUUGUUAAUUUCAAUUUAUAUAGUAAGAUAUAAUUCAUCUGUACAGUAAGCACAUUAUUCAAAGUUAUAAAAACAUAUCUCAGCCAUAUGUCAUUAUGUUUAUUUGAAAAGAAAAAACAGAAAAUAUUACUUUGGUAUUAAUUCUUGCUUGCUAUUAAUUAUAGUUUUUAUAAUUCAUUCCUUGCCACCAUUUAUAAAAAAAUUACUCCCUAUUUUAUUUGUAUUUCUUUUAAUUCUCAUGUACUUUACAAAAUUAUAUUUCCGUUACAAUAAUAAAUGCUAUUGUACCGACAUCGAUGUAUGUAUUUAAAUAUUUAUUUUGCUAUAGAUUUUCAUAAAAUGCUACAUUUUCAUAUUCUUCAAAUUUUACUGGAACUUGUUUGCGAAAACGAUCUUUUUGAACGUACUUUAAACUUGAACGUCUCUUCAUUAGCAUCUAUAUAGAAUGGACUCAUAUUUAAUAAUUAUAUUACAAAAAUUUUGUGCUCUUAUUGCAAAUGAAUUUUAUUUAAAAUUUUGUAAAAAAGUAUUUAUUGUCACUUACCAUGCCUCUAUUUUGCGUUGAUGAGUUAGCAUCUGAUCUAGAAGUCAUCUCCAUUGUAUCAUCUGGCAUUUUUUUAUUUCGUGCUAUAGUUUUUAUUUCAUCUGGGCCUAAUCAGAAAUAAAUUAUUAAUUUAACAUUA
Messenger RNA from Polistes canadensis, 2474 nucleotides. RefSeq names its product probable splicing factor, arginine/serine-rich 7 (gene Srp54). Bases 294 to 1745 code for a protein of 483 amino acids. The transcript is spliced from 2 exons. Gene Ontology annotation, cellular component: nucleoplasm. The record is from RefSeq and is a predicted model, not a curated record. Gene Ontology annotation, molecular function: RNA binding. Lineage: Eukaryota; Metazoa; Arthropoda; Insecta; Hymenoptera; Vespidae.